GCAUUUAAUUUAAAAUUGACACCUUAAGAGAGUUAGCAAACCAAGACCAGAGAGACAGUAGAAUACACCCCUAGAUUUUAACUUCCUCUAGUCUUCUCUGACUAUAUAUAUUAUAUAACUUGAUACCAUCUGUAAAACAAGAAGAAACGCACACACAAGAAGAAACAAGAAGAUUCGAUUGAAGCUAAAGAGAUUAAUCAAGAAAAAUGUUGCUAGUGACUGUUUUGGCUGAGAUGAUGAAAGAGUACACGGUGGUGCUCGCCGGAGUUUUGGAGCAUCUCUUCUCUCAAGCACCUUUUCCUAGGAGAUUCCGACUUCAUAUUUUAUACUCUCUUCCUUUUCAUAACUCUAGUUCCGCUCCUCUCACUCUUCUCCUUCCUUCUCCUCCUCCUCCUCCUCCUUAUUAUUCUCGUUCUUCUUCUACAUAAUAAUGUUUUUUUUUUCUUUGACUCUAUGAGCUUUCUGUGUAAAUAAAGAUCUUUUUUCUAUAUUAAUGCAUCCUUCUGUUUUAAUUGGAACCACAAAACAAGUUACAGUGCUUUUUAAUUUUGUUGAAUUAUUCUGAAACGUUUGAAGGGGUUUGAUGGUGAACGUUAUCAAUUAUCAUUAUCGUGGACUUGAUCUUGGUCAAAGAAUUGAGAAGAA
This is a messenger RNA of Camelina sativa (false flax), 645 nucleotides long. RefSeq lists its product as uncharacterized. Lineage: Eukaryota; Viridiplantae; Streptophyta; Magnoliopsida; Brassicales; Brassicaceae. The record is from RefSeq and is a predicted model, not a curated record.